Messenger RNA from Neurospora crassa OR74A, 909 nucleotides. RefSeq lists its product as hypothetical. The coding region runs from base 1 to 909 and encodes 302 amino acids. Lineage: Eukaryota; Fungi; Ascomycota; Sordariomycetes; Sordariales; Sordariaceae. The transcript is spliced from 2 exons. The record is from RefSeq and is a predicted model, not a curated record.
AUGCCGUCCUCUAACAUGGUGACCGUCGUACAACCGGCGCCGUCUACGGCCUCCACAGUCUCUACCACCACCAUCUUCGUCUACAGCCAGGAACCGCCGUCGACAGCCAGUACUUCGACUGCACCUGAACCACUGAUUCCCGAACCGUACAACUCCGUUUUCACGUUCAUAGGCGUGAUUGCAGCCAUCGUCUACUUCAUUGGAUACACCAUUCCGCAUUGCAAAAAGAAGUUCAUCAAGUGGCUCCGACGCAAGAAAAUCCGGGAACAACGACUCACCAAGGAACGGGAGGAAAAAGAGGAAAAGCCUAUUAGGGAAGGCGUCGAGAAGGUUGUCACGGGCGUGCAAGUACUGCCGGAGGCCAUGAUGAAUUCCAUGGCGGAAUUCAUUAAGGGGGCGGUGAAAGAGGGAUACGAGAACGGCGCGAAGGACGCGAUGAAGGGCGUGGGGGAGAUCAUCACGAAGGCAGUCAUGGAGGGUACCAAGCAUGGGUACAAGGAGGGAUUCAAAGACGCGAUAGAGGGAAUAGAGGAGGUGAUCGCAAAGGCAGUGACGAAGGGAACUAGUAAGGGCAUUAAGGGUGCGAUAAAGGAAGUGAAUCAAACGGCAAGCGACGGCGUAGAAAAGGUUGUGACCGCGGUCCAGGGGAUAGAGGAGAUGAUGAAAGUGGGCCUCGAAGAGAUGGAUCUGAGGGCCCGGUCGAUCGAGUAUCGAGUAGAUUGGAUGCUCGAUUACCACUUGGAUGAGAACGAGAGGUUUGGUCUCCUCAAGGCGAUUCUCCUUGGAUUGCUGAGGAAGGAUGACCCUCCCAGUGAUCCCCAGGCAUUUUGGGGUGCAGAUCCAGUCCAUGUCGAGAAUCAGAUCACGGUGAACGAAUCGGACUCGAAGAAUGACAGAAAGCCGUGGUAG